AUGCAGUUCCGCAACGUUGUCCUUGCCGCCGCUCUCGUCGCUGCCGCUUACGCUCAAAACUCGCCCCGCAGCGCUGAUGUCGCUUGCGCUCGUGGUCUUGACCACCAGACCCGCUCCGUGGGCGCUUGCUCCCACUUCGAGCGCUCCGAGAAGGAGCUCGCAGCCCGCGACUUCGAGGAGGGUCUCCGCACUCUGGAUGUUCUCCAAGCUCGUAACGACAAGCAAAUGUCGGUCGACAGCCACGACCAAACGACCAACGAGUCCCAGACCAAGCAGACCACCUCUGGUUCUUUCCACUGCCGCCGCAGCGACUUCACCCUCGGCAACUUCUCUCGCCGAGACACCACGAUCAGCAUGGGCAGCGGUUCCAACAACGACUGGAAGAACGAGGGAGGCAACGUUGGUAACUGCAACCUGCGCCGCAGCGACGCUCUGGCCAUCGCCGACCUUGGCGCUAUGACCCGCCGCUUCGCGGCCCGUGACCUCACCGACGAGCACAAGGACAUCGCUGUCGAGCACCUCAGGCGCCACGCCGCGGACCUCGACCUGCUCAUGUAA
Ceraceosorus bombacis is the source of this 558-nucleotide messenger RNA. Lineage: Eukaryota; Fungi; Basidiomycota; Exobasidiomycetes; Ceraceosorales; Ceraceosoraceae. The record is from the annotation of a GenBank genome assembly.